GCAAAUUUAAAAUUGAACAACAUUCUAACAACAAAUAUACAUUGCAAUUUGCAAUUGACAAUAAAUUCGAGACUAUCGAAUUAUAAGUGACAGCAAAGUGAAGACAUCAAGUGCAGUAGUACGAAAAUAGAAAGAGAGGCAAAGAACUCGAAGAAAUACAAAACAAAAAGUCAUUGACGCUCUCGUUCUGUCGACGUCGACGUUGGCGUCGCCCAAAAACAGCUGUCUUUCGAUUUGCGCUCUCUUACGCUCUUCCGCUCUCUUGGAAAUUCAGCGGUGCGCGUCAAUUCAGCUCUGCGCUCUCCGUUCUCUCUCUCUCUCCGCGUUGGCUGAAUGCGGAAAAUUACAAAAAAUUAACAACAUCGAAACGUCGUGUUUCAUUUCGCUUGCGCUGCUCAACGGGAACGGACGUGUUUUGAGCUAAUUUCCCUGCCUAUUAAAAAGAAAACAAGAAACGGAAAAAGAAAACAAAAUAUAUUGAAAACAGCAAGAACUGUAAACGCGUGUAUUUUGCAUUAAAAGACUGAAACAAUAACAAACAAAAUACAACAAAAACACUCAACUUGCAGCUAAAAUAGAUUACAACUAAAAAUAAAAACCAAGACUGAUUACAAUAAAAACUAAAAAGAACUGCAAGCAAAAGUAAAAUUUAACAAAUAAAACAAACAACAGCAACAACAUAUGGAUUAAGGUUCCUCACACACACACAACAAACACAAACAUAAUUCUAACACACACACACACAACAGCUACAAACGGAUAUCACAACUGCAGCUGUCUCGCUCUAUCUCUUUGGAUUACCAGUGCCAAUAUCUCAAAAUCAAAUUGAAAAUACAAGAAAAAAGUGAAGUGAAAACAAAAGUUGCAAACGCAAAAAUCUCAAAACGAAAAUGCAAUGCUAAAACAACAAAAGCAAAGUUCAUAACUGCGAAGCGAAAAAGCAAAAGCAAAAAGCAAACGCAACAACAAAAACAACAGCAUCAGCAAGCAACAACAACAAAGUCAAAAAUGACGAUGGCUGCUUGCUAUGCAAACUAUGACAUGUCGUCCAUGUCUUCUCUCUCGCUUUCGCACAGCAUGUCGGCAGCUCUGCAGCAGCAACAGCAGCAGCAGCAGCAACAACAGCAGCAGCAGCAGCAACAACAACAGUUGCAGCAGCAGCAACAGCAGCAACAUCAUCAUCAACAGCAACAGCAGCAACAACACAUGUAUCACGCUGCAGUUGCUGCACAUCAGCAACAGUUGCUGCAACAGCAGCAGCAGCAACAACAGCAGCAACGUCAGCAACAUCAACCCGCCAACAACAACAACACACGUCUCAGCCACGGCGCUGCGGCGGCGGCGGCGGCAGCAGCACAGCAAACGCAUGUGGCUGCCGCCGUCGCUGCCAGCAACCAGCGUCAGCAGAGCAGCAGCAACACCAACAGCAGCAGCAACAACAGCAGCAACAAUGCUGUCACUGUCGCCAGCAACAGCAGCAGCAGCUCUGCCGCAGUCAACAAGGACUACAGCAUUCCACUGCACGUCGACUGCAGCGUCGAAUACGAGCUGCCCAAUCAGCCAAAGCCGCCCGCCGGGCAGCGCGUUGAGCCGCUGCUGAUGAUUCAUCCCUGCUACUUUCGCAAAAUGGAGUCGCAGCGCCGCAGCCCCUUCGUCAACAACAUGCAGGCGACGGCGACUGCGCGCAGUGCCGCCAGCAGCGCGGUGAGCAGCGCCGCUGCCUUGGGCUCCAGCUCUGCGGCUGCAGCGCCCAGCAGCGCUGCCAGGCGCAAGACUCAGAUGCAGCAGCAGCAACAGCAGCAGCAGCAACAACAACAGCAGCAGCAGCGGCAGGCAGCGUAUCAGCAGCAACUGCGUCAGCAGCAGCAGCAACAACAAAUGUCACAAAUGUCGCAGCAGGCGUUGUAUCCAGUGCAGCAACAGCAGCAGCAGCAACAACAGCAGCAGCAGCAACAACUGCGCCAGCAGCAACAGCAGCAGCAGCAACAACAACAGCGCAACCAAAGUCGUCAAAGCCAAAGCCAUUCAGCCACCUCAGCAGCAGCGACGUCUGCGUCGAAUCAAUGGGAACAAUUGACGCAGCAGCAGCAACAACAUUCACACAUACACUCUCACGGACACACACAUGCGCACUCUCACACACACACACAACACCAACAGCAGCAGCAGCAGCAACAUAUGCAGCAUGCAGCGACGCUUUACUCAGCCAAAAGCUCAGCUGCAGUCAACUCCGCCGUCACCUCCUCAGCCAACGCCGCUGCCGCUGCGGCUGCUGGCAAACGCGAUGCGUUAAUUUCGGGCAGCAGCAGCUAUGCCAGCAGCGCUGCCGUCGCCAAACAGCAGCAGCACUGCCUCCCACCCCCCGUUGCGCCUUGGGAUGCGACUGCGGCGGCAGCGGCGGCUGCGCUGCUGAUCGAUCGGUCGCCGAUGGCAACAGUUCCUAGCAAUUAUCAGGCCGGUCCUGAGGCCACGCCCAUGCACCGCCUGCCGCCGCCGCCCCCACAGGCGGCAGCAGCGACCGACAAGCUGAGCGGCAAAUAUCGCCAAUAUUUGCGCACUCAGCAUCGCAUGCAUCCCUACGCAGCAGCGGCGGCGGCAGCGGCGUCGCUGGCCGCGGCUGCAGCUGGCGCCAACUUGGGGCCGGCGUCGUUUGUACCCUUUGGCUCAGCGGCGGCGGCAGCGACGUCGGCAACGGCAGCAGCGCCAACAUUCCAGCAACUGCAGCAAAUCUCCUGCUACAACGUGUGAUCCAACAACAACAACAACAGCAAAGGCAACAACAACAACAGCAGCAGCAGCAGCAACAUCAAUUGAGACAGACGCUUACCAAGUAAACGUCAAUGAAAGAAAAAAGAAA
This is a messenger RNA of Drosophila albomicans, 2857 nucleotides long. It is a transcript of the gene corto, whose product is annotated as centrosomal and chromosomal factor. The transcript has a single exon. Lineage: Eukaryota; Metazoa; Arthropoda; Insecta; Diptera; Drosophilidae. The record is from RefSeq and is a predicted model, not a curated record. The coding region runs from base 1009 to 2748 and encodes 579 amino acids.